Messenger RNA from Oryzias latipes (Japanese medaka), 3520 nucleotides. RefSeq names its product ligand of numb-protein X 1 (gene lnx1). Gene Ontology annotation, cellular component: cytoplasm. NCBI's taxonomy places the organism in Eukaryota, Metazoa, Chordata, Actinopteri, Beloniformes, Adrianichthyidae. The record is from RefSeq and is a predicted model, not a curated record. Gene Ontology annotation, biological process: ubiquitin-dependent protein catabolic process. Gene Ontology annotation, molecular function: ubiquitin-protein transferase activity; protein binding.
AGCUCACAAAGGAGCACUGCUUCUCUCAUUGGAGUAGUGUUGGAGAACCCUUGCAGACCAACGGCGGGAUAGCAUUUCACUACUCGAGGAGCAACCUGCAAGCCAACAAGCCUCCAAAAAGGGACAAAGUCCUGUUUCAUGAAUCAUUUAACCCUCCCUUCCUCCCCACCUCCUCUCUGAAGGGUUUAAUGUUACACCAACUGUAAGACUUUACCUGGCCAGGUGAACUGCACGGUGGAAAGUGAAUGUCGCUGAUUAAGUUAUCUCUCUCUGCAGAUGAAUUCUUUACAAGGUUUAUCCUGAAUCUGGCCUACAAUGAGCAUACCAGAGGAGAGCACUCAGCCGGUGGGCGCCACCGCAAUGGUUGAGGCAUCCGCUGAGCCUCUCUACCCAUCUAACCUUGGACUGUUAUCUCCGCCUCCUGAUUUAUGUGCAUCAUGUGGCCACAGUCACAAGCUGGAGGAGAACCAUGAGUACUUGUAUCAGGACGAGGUGGAUGACGAUCUUGUCUGCCAGAUCUGCCUGCAGCCGCUCAUCCGGCCUCUGGACACGCCCUGUGGACACACCUACUGCCAGGAGUGCCUGACCAGCUUCCUGCUGGAAAGCGAUUUCUGCCCUGUGUGCCGUGACCCCCUCAUGCUGCAGAGCUGCAGGAAGCCCAGCCUGCUGGUGCACAAGCUGCUGGACAAGCUGAUGAUAACCUGCCCUUUCACAGAGCAUUGCACUGAAAAAUUGGCCCGAGGACAACUGGAAGACCACAUCAAAAACAGGUGCAAGGGGGCUUCUCACUAUGGACUUUCGGCAGACAGAAAGCGCCGCUCACAGGAGGGCGACUGCACCGACAGCACAUCAGAGCUCACCAUUGCCACGCUGCCCAAUGACAGCCCAACCUCUGCUGCCGUGGCGCUGCUGGCUGAUGAACCUGGGCUGGUCAACCCGGCCUUCGACCCCACCAUGGAGGACAACAGUCAGUCAGGCAGCAUGACCAGCCUGGCCGCUCGCUGUAGCACCAAGAAGAUUAGAAACUUUGAUCGCUCUUCAGUGAGGAGCCGCUCCUUUAAGAGGUUAAACCGGGCCUUAAGUGUCCUACGAAAGACCAAGACUGGCACCUCGGUCAGCAAUGAGACAUCAGAGGAGAGAGACAACACCAGGAACUCCAGCGUACCACCAGAAGUGCUGGCUCUUCCUCAACUCCAUCACCUCAUCCCGGAUGGGGAGCUCACUACGAUUAAAAUCACACGGUCAGACCCUUCAGACCCUUUGGCAAUCAGCAUCGUUGGUGGAAACGAGACUCCUCUGGUUCGUAUCCUGAUCCAAGACAUCUACAGGGAGGGUGUCAUCGCUCGGGAUGGCCGCUUGCUGCCCGGGGACAUGAUCCUGAAGGUGAACGGCAUUGACAUAAGCAACGUUGCUCAUUGCUUUGCCGUGUCAAUCCUAAAACAGCCGGCCCAACUUCUGCGGCUAACUGUGCUCAGAGAACAGCGGCAUCAUUACCGUUCCCACUCACAAAGCCACCCACACGGCCAUGGCCACGAGGUUCUCAGUGGGCACCAAUCCCACGGCCUACCUCCCCCAAUGAGAGAUGACAGCAUCCACGUGGUCCUGAAUAAAAAUGCCCCACAGGAACAGCUGGGCAUUAAGCUGGUGCGGCGGCCAGACGAGCAUGGAGUUUUUAUCUUUCAUCUGCUGGAGGGCGGCUUGGCAGCACGUGACGGACAGUUGUGUAUAGGUGACCGCGUGCUAGCCAUCAAUGGGCACGAUCUGCGUUACGGGGCACCAGAGCAUGCUGCCCUGCUUAUUCAGGCAAGUGAGCAGCGUGUCCAUUUUAUAGUGUCUCGUCAAAUCUGCUCCCCAACUCCAGACAUCCCCCAAGAAGCUCCGUGGGGCAUGGAAGGCCCCCCACCAUACUCCCCUGUGGAUAUGGAGCUAACCCUACUGGACUCCUGUCAGAAGCCUGCGUGCUACGAGAAGACAGUUACUCUGACUAAAGAGCCGUAUGACUCCCUGGGCAUGACGGUGGCAGGUGGCAUGUCCAGCCGAGGGUGGGAUCUCCCCAUCUAUGUCACCAACGUGGAUCCUGAUGGAGUGGUGGGACAGGAAGGCUCCAUCCGCAAAGGAGACAUUUUGCUGAACGUGAACGGGUUGGAUCUGACGGGGGUCACUCGGAGUGAGGCCGUGGCCAACCUGAAGAACACCUCUUCUCCUGUUGUGCUCAAGGUCUUAGAGAUGCGUCCUCCUGAGGAGAGCUUGCAAGAGUUCCCCCUCCCACCCUGUCUCACACCCUCACCCACAGACAGCAUCAAAAGCCCGGUGCCUAACGAUGACUACUCACCUUUGUGGGUGUCCUGGCUCCAGCUUCCCAGACAUCUGUACUACUGCAAAGACAUCGUUCUGCGGAGGAACACGUCGGGUAGCCUGGGCUUCAGCAUUGUGGGGGGUCAGGAAGAAAUGAACUGCAAUCAAUCCUUUUUUAUCCGUUCCAUUGUUGAAGGAACACCUGCUUACAACGACGGGCGAAUAAGAUGCGGGGACAUCCUACUGGAGGUGAAUGGGAAGAGCACCUGGGGCCUGACCCACACAGCCUUGGUUCGCCUCCUGAAGGAGCUUCGGGGCAGGAUCACUCUGACCAUUGUCUCCUGGCCGGGCAGCCUGCUGUAACGGCACCCCAGCCUCCCUGCACUGCUUCUGUGAUAAUGACCAAGGGAUGUGGAGGCAGAGCUUGCAUCGGCAGACUGUCCUUAGACUUCUUGGAGAGAGAAAAAGGACAGAGGAAGGCAGACACUGAUUUCUCUUCAGGGAUUUGACCAGAAUCUGGGAGGGUGAUCAAAACAAAACUGAACUGUGAGCAAAAGUUUAAGUUGCCCCUCCAGGAAUGCUGAAAUGGGAGGAUCCAAGCCUGCCACUUUUCUGAAUGGGAUGUUGCGAGAUGUUAUUUACUUACAGAACAUUGUCAUUGUCUGGAAUAACAUCCAGUGAGUGGGCUGGGAGGAGAAGAGGAGACAACUUGUUGCCAACUCCAAUAGAUAUAUUAGGAUAUGUGUUAAGUUGGACUCACAUUUCUUUAUGUACUGUAAAAAUGCUGGUUGUUGAAAACAGUAACAGUCCAAUCACUUGUAAUAUGUUUUUUUUGGUUUAUUGUAUGGCCUUCAAACGUAGGCUUUAUUCUGUUUGUACUGACAGUGGUUCUCAUCUGUUAAACUAAAGACUCGUUGCCAAGUACUAGUCUGUGAGGUUUUUCUGUUUUCUCAGAAGCUAUUCUUAAUAAAGAAAACAAUUGGCAAAGCAGGUCUAUGACAACAUAAAAGGAUCAAUGUGUUCUUAACAUGUUGAAGUGACAUUUAAUUAGGUGACAUUGUGGAGGCCUUACAAAGUUUCUUACUUUUAAGAAAGAAAAAGCUAUAACUGUUCCUGUGCAUCACUGGAUGGUCUAUCUCCUGUGGUUCUGUUUGUCACGCUUCGGCCUGUGUAGUUUAUCUGAUGGUACAUGACCAUAAAAGACUAAUAAAGCUGUUCCAAAACC